Schistosoma rodhaini is the source of this 2674-nucleotide messenger RNA. The record is from the annotation of a GenBank genome assembly. Lineage: Eukaryota; Metazoa; Platyhelminthes; Trematoda; Strigeidida; Schistosomatidae.
CGCCGGUUUGUUGUUGAUGCACAUGAAAGGCCCAUUUAUUUAAAGCUCUUAUUUCGUUCAUAGUCAUUCGAAACUAUCUCGUCUCAUCGAUUUCGCCAACAUGUUACACUUAUUUGUUCUACUGGUAGUUUUAAACUAUAAACAAGGAUCCUCAAGGCCAACCUAGCUGGGUCGAUAAUCUUGUCCGGCGUGUUAUGAUCCAGACUCCAAAGCAGUCACCUGUGUACUGUCCUGGGCAUACCAGGCCAGUCGUUGACAUCUGUUAUAGUGGAGAGACAGAUUGUGGUCACCUUUUCAUCACCGCUUCAAAAGAUGGUAAAGCAAUUCUACGCCAAGGUGAUACAGGAGAUUGGAUUGGAACAUUUUUAGGUCAUAAAGGAGCUGUUUGGUCAUGUGUCCUAGAUAAACAUGCUACUAAGGCCGCUACAGGGGCGGCGGAUUUCACUGCCAAAGUGUGGGAUGCAAACUCCGGUUCAGAGCUCCUUUCAGUCACUCAAGAUCAUAUUGUUCGGUGCGUUGACUUGAGCAAAACUGACUCAGGCGCAAAGUUACUCACUGCUAAUAACUGGAAAAAGAUUUCUGUCUAUGAUCUAAACUCUCCUGAAUCACCCAUAUCUGUAUUCGAGGGACAUAAACAAAUAAUUCGUCGAUUGCUAUGGUGUGGUGAAGACAAACUUGCUCUAUCCAUAUCGGAGGAUAAAACUAUCCGCCUGUGGGAUCUCCGAGAUAUUCUGAAGCCAGCUGCAGCUCAUCAGAUAUGGUCCAAGGAAUUAUCAGACCCAGUCAACGAUAUUCAAUUCCAUAUCCCUUAUAAUGACGAUCAAGUGAAGGCUGUGGUAGCAUGUGGGAAUUCGAUCCAGACUUAUACGUUUGACUGGCGUUAUAGUAACUUGGUAGAGGCACCUGAAGCUUUUCCAAAAUUCAAUCUAUCGUGUCCAGUAAAUUCUGUCAGCUUGCAUCCCACUGAAAAAUUACUUGUGUGUGGUGGAGAUGAUCACGUAAUAUAUCGAUUAAAUUCGGAAACUGGUGAAAUAUUAGAAACCUGCAAGGGACAUUUUGGCCCUCUACAUUGUGUUAGAUUUUCUCCUGAUGGACUCGUCUUUGCAAGCGGUAGUGAAGAUGGUACUGUUCGUUUGUGGCAAACUGUUGUUGGAAGUGACUUUGGAUUAUGGAGAUUGACUAUACCAAAUGAAGUUUCUACUGUUAAUUGCUCAAAUUUAUCUGUAUCUGCAAACGAUCACUGUAGCACGAGUUUAGCCGAAGUACCGGCUACUGGUGAUACUAUUAAUAGUUAAUCCUUUUACAUAUAUUUUCAUCAUGAAUCUCAUCGGAAAUAUUGUGGUUUGUAUAAUCCAUAACAUUAUGUUAAUGUUAUGGACAAUCUCAACCACAAACUAUUGCUGAGAACUAAUUAAGAGGACUUUGUACAGUAUUAACUUCAGUCAACAACCUUGUCAACAGUUGUAUGAAUAGACUAUUUUUGAUAAGAUAUAAAUCUUAUAUACCUGUAGUUUGUUUUAUUCACACUCUAGAUCAUUAAAAUCGAUACUCAGUAUUAGAGUGUGUAAAUUCUGUUGUAAAUUUUAUUGUACUAGCUUCUUUACAAUGCUUGUAUUGAUAUUUCGAUACCUGAUGGAGUGUUAAACGAUCAUUGGUUAAAAUACUUCAAGAAUAGUGAUUGAACUGCCUCAUCUUACUUACUUUGGUUUAGAUAACCAUGCAGCAUUACGUGCAUUUAUAUAGUAUAGUUUAAAACUGUGGUCAUGAAGUUUAUAGUUCGUUAUUAUUACCAUAAGGAUAAUAAGGGAGAGAUAACUGCUUCACUUUAGACAGACAUUGUUUUAGCUAAUGGGAGUAGCUUAAAGAAGUCAGUGAACAUGUAAGUUUAUUUGAUUAAAUCAUUAUCAGAAUUAGAUUCCGGACUAAACUGGUUUCCAUAAAAGUAAACUGAAUUGGAAGUUGGGUCAAAGUCAUUGUUUUCUACACGUUGCUUUAUUUCUACCUGACCAUAGGAACUAAUCAGGAUCUUGUCCCAGUAUAUUCUGACUAGUAAUUCACGAUAAUAUAACAUCUUUUAUUCGUGCAAUCGUAUUGGAAUGAACCGAUGCAUACUACUUACUACCAACUAGAGGCACUCCAACUUGUAGGUAAAUAUCAAUCCGUCAGGUCUUCAAAGUUAUUUCUUAACUAAGAAUGAUCAUUAUGUUGUAAAACAAUGAGUAAUAACGAUGUUGAAAUACAGUAUCGAAAUUUUUUGCACAGGGCUUAUUCAAAAGAACAGCUGGAUACUGCAGUACACCUAUCAUACUGAGAACAUGAUAUAUCACAUUGGAUAUUUCAUGUGACUGAAAAUCCAGUAUUCCUAAAAAUUCUCCCACAGACAGAAUCUGGUGUUAUGAUGCAUGUGGUUGGGAAUAUCUAGUACUAAAUACAAAUGAAUCAUUGAACCGCGAUACUGAAAAACAAAUUAUACAAAACCCCUUAAUUAACGUCGUUGGUACACAGCUACUAGUUAAUUUUUAUUCUAACAUAUAUCAAGGAGAUCGCUAUAAAAACAAUUCAUAAACUAAUCCCACAAGGAUUCUAACCUGACGAUUGAUUUGCAUAUUUAAGUUAAGAUAUCCUCAAUACUGUACUAUUUACAGAAAAGGUACGAAAAACCCACAAGUUUCGA